AUGGAAAUUAUGAAUCAUUCUGUUGAGUUUGGUUUCCCAAGUCAGUAUUUGUGGAAAUUUCCACAAGGGAACACCCCUUUGGCACCAGCUCCAUUUGAAAAUGUUUGGUUGGUCAAGUUUUACGAAUUUUGCAUGAAAACUUCCACUCCUUUAACUAUAGCAAUAGUUUACUUUUCGUUCGUUCACUUCAUCAAUCCUAUUAUUCGUAAAAGACAAGUUAAAAAAGCUGCACUUAAGGAUAAAAAUGUUAAAGACUUAACAAAGAAGGAGAUCAAAAGGUUGCCAGCAGCACCAUUUUCGAUUGCCAAAUAUAAGUUAUUCAAGUUAUUUGUUCUCUUACACAAUGUUUUCUUGUGUUGGUACUCGGUGUGGACAUUUGUGGGGAUGAGCCGUUCAAUCUACCAAAAUAUUCAAACAUUGAAGCCACUUACAAACCCAAGUCGUUUCCAACAGUUUUUCCAAUCGGUGUGCGACUUGGACUUUGGUGUUUUCAGCACUAAGUCCGCUCCGCUCGACAGUUUGCUUCUUUAUGGGUUCUGGUUCUACGUAUCAAAGUUUUACGAAGUGUUGGAUACCAUUAUCAUCUUAUUGAAGGGUAAGCCAUCUUCUUUAUUACAAAGUUACCAUCAUGCGGGCGCUAUGAUGUGCAUGUGGGCUGGUAUCAGAUACCGCUCUCCUCCAAUCUGGAUCUUCGUCAUAUUCAACUCCUUUAUUCACUCUUUGAUGUACUUUUACUUCACCUUAUCGUGUUUGAAAAUUAGAGUUCCAAACGUGUUCAAGAGAGCAUUAACAUCUAUGCAAAUUACCCAGUUUGUGGUUGGUGGAUCUUUGGCCGUAAUCCAUGCCUUCAUAUGGUAUACAGACUUAUCUACUGGUAAAAUCACGAAUUGUAUUGGCUCUUCUGAUCAAGCAUUACCAUUAAUCAUUAAUGUGGCCUAUUUGACCCCAUUGACUGCGUUAUUCGCCGCUUUUUACAUUGAAAGCUACAUUAAGCGUGCUCAAAAAUAG
Messenger RNA from Debaryomyces fabryi, 1008 nucleotides. RefSeq lists its product as uncharacterized. The record is from RefSeq and is a predicted model, not a curated record. Gene Ontology annotation, cellular component: endoplasmic reticulum membrane. The transcript has a single exon. Gene Ontology annotation, molecular function: fatty acid elongase activity. Bases 1 to 1008 code for a protein of 335 amino acids. Lineage: Eukaryota; Fungi; Ascomycota; Pichiomycetes; Serinales; Debaryomycetaceae. Gene Ontology annotation, biological process: fatty acid elongation, monounsaturated fatty acid; sphingolipid biosynthetic process; very long-chain fatty acid biosynthetic process.